AAUUUCAGCCUUGGGAAAAAUUUUUUUCGUUCAUAGAAAAGAAAGAUUAAUUUUUUGUCAGUUUCUUUUGUUUUCUUAAAAAGUAAACAACUAGUUUGGUUAUAAUAUUUGGUAAUUUUCAGCAAUUUUAUAUAAUUGAAAGUAAAGUAAAGAAAUUAAGUGAUGAAUGGGUCAUGAACAAAUGUAAAGAUCAACAAGGAAUGUUAGAAAAUCGUGAAAGAGAUGAACAGGAGGCUUUGAAAUUGGAUGAAAAUUUCAAAGAAAUUUUAUCACAAGUACGACCGUAUAUUGUUAAUUUGACAUCAAAAAAAGAUGCACAACUCUGUAAAGUAUGGCUCGAGAAAUUAAAUUCAAUUUCCGAACAACGACAUAUUAGAAAUACAUAUUUAUUGGAGCUUUAUCGUCAACUUAGUUUUGGACAAAUUAAAAGUAUUUUUCGAACACCACCUCCAAAUGGAGAUUUAAUUCCAUUACCAAUUCAUUAUCGAGAGUUCAAUUCGACUUCAUCUCUAACGGACAUUACGGAUUCAAGUUCUGCUUCAUAUUAUUUAAAAAUUCAACCAAAUUUCAAAAAAACUCGUUCAAAAUUUUCGAAAAGUAAAGCUUCAUUAAAAAAAUGUGAAACAGAUACAACAAGUGAUGCUUCGUUUUAUUUUCUCAAUGAUGAACAAGUGAAUAAAGAUCAACUGCAAUUUUAUAGACAAAAAAUUGAAGCCUUAACUGACAUAGUACAAGAAUUACAAAUUCAAAAUGAAAAACUUGACAAUGAAUUGUUUCAAUGUCAAGAAAAAAUUUCCACUUCUGAAUCACCCUUGCGUAUUAAAAUUAAACACAUGACUGAAGAAAUAUCAACGCUAAAAACUAAGCUUAAAGAAGUACAACAAAUGAAAAAUGUUUUGGAAGAAAAUCAUCGAAUAACUGUUCAACAGUAUCAAGAAACAAUGAGUAAUCAGUUUAAUAAAUUAAAAACUCGAUUAGAAGAGGCACAAGAUAAAAAUGUGGAUUUGGAAGAAAAUUUAUUUUCCCUAACUCAAAAAAUAGAAGAAGUCAUAAGAGAGAAGGAAGAACAGGCAAGAAUAAUCGAAAAAGAAUGGUCCAAGAAAUGUGAAGUCAUUCAUAAAGAUUAUGAGAUAAUUUUACAACAAAAAGGCAAAGAACUUCAAUACAAGGACGAAAUAAUUAAUCAAAAAGGAGUGGAACUUGCACAAAAGGAUCUUGUGAAACGAGAGGAAAUCAUUUCUUUAAUUAAUCAAAUCAAAGAGCUGGAGAGUAAAUUAGAAAUUAAAAUUCAGGAUGAAGGAAAACUACAAAACAUGUUAGUGAAGCAUUACACAGCAAUGAAAGAUGAAUUUGCAAAAAUGAGAAAUGAUAUUGAAUUUAGAUCGCAAAAACAAAAUGAAGAUUUAAUGAAUGAAGUUGUAACAUUAAGAAAGAAUAUUUUCAAAUUGGAAAAAUCAAAAGAGCAUCUUGCAAAAAAAGUAUCACAAAUUAUAAAGGAUAAAGAAUUGGAGAUAAAAACACUACAAAUUCAAUUACAAGGACAACGAAGUGAAUUAUCAGUGUCUUUAAAUUCAGAGAAACAAAAUGAAUUAGAUUCAAUUGUCGAUGUGUUGGAAAAAAGAUACAAAGCUCUUUUGACAGCCGUUGAUGUUUCAGCUGAUAAUCAUAUGCAAAAUUAUCUCAGGAAAAUAGUGAAAUUAGAACGUCAAGUGUCACACUUGAAGACCAAUCUUGAAAAACUGGCCGAUCGAGGAGAAAAUACGUAAUUUUUUUUUUUUUAUUAAUUUUGAUAAAAUCAUUUUGUAAUAUUCACCAAAAAGAGUAAAAAUAAUAAAAAAAAAAAUUAAAUUUUUAUA
Molecule: messenger RNA, 1856 nt
Organism: Leptopilina boulardi
Lineage: Eukaryota; Metazoa; Arthropoda; Insecta; Hymenoptera; Figitidae
Product: centrosomal protein of 112 kDa-like
Exons: 8
Coding region: 174-1766 (530 amino acids)
Source: RefSeq, a predicted model, not a curated record